Molecule: messenger RNA, 357 nt
Organism: Amaranthus tricolor (Joseph's coat)
Lineage: Eukaryota; Viridiplantae; Streptophyta; Magnoliopsida; Caryophyllales; Amaranthaceae
Exons: 3
Coding region: 1-357 (118 amino acids)
Source: RefSeq, a predicted model, not a curated record
AUGCUCAAGAGUUGGAAUAAUACGACUAUUACCUUGAUUCCUAAAGUGCCUAAUCCAUUACAUCCAGGUGAUUUUCGACCAAUCUCUUGCUGUCAUGUGCUUUAUAAUUGUAUUUCUAAGCUCAUUUGUUCUAAGCUUAAGCUUGUGCUGGAUUUUCUGAUUGAUCAAGCUCAAGGAGCUUUUGUGGAGAUGAUGGCGGCUCUUAACUUUCCCCACAAGUUCAUCAAAACCAUCAUGACCUAUAUCACAUCCACUAGCUAUGUCUUGAUGAUUAAUGGUUCUCCAACCUACUUUUUUGCGGCUAGGCGAGGUUUAAGGCAGUUCAACCAAUAUUUUGCUUCAUCAUCACUUAUAUGA